Molecule: messenger RNA, 1717 nt
Organism: Salvia splendens (bonfire salvia)
Lineage: Eukaryota; Viridiplantae; Streptophyta; Magnoliopsida; Lamiales; Lamiaceae
Product: glucan endo-1,3-beta-glucosidase 8
Exons: 2
Coding region: 113-1573 (486 amino acids)
Biological process (GO): carbohydrate metabolic process
Molecular function (GO): hydrolase activity, hydrolyzing O-glycosyl compounds
Source: RefSeq, a predicted model, not a curated record
CCCAUCAUUCUUUUCUGGGAAAAGAAACUUGAUUAUUUGUGAAAAAAUCUUCCUAAACAAAUUAGGCUCGUAAAGGAGAGAUCAUCUCCGGCAAGCCUAAUUUGAUAUUUCAAUGGCUUCCAAAACGAUCCCCUUUCUAUAUUUGUUAAUGAUUUUGAUGGCAAAGACAGAUGUAGAUGCCGUAAUAGGCGUAAACUGGGGAAGAGAGAGUGCGCAAAGAUUGGUACCGUCACAAGUUGUGGAUUUGUUGUUGCAAAAUGGGGUGAAGGAGGCUCGAAUCUACACCACCAUGGAGGAUUUAUUGCGGGCCUUCGUCGGUAGUGGCAUCGGUCUCUCGUUGACCGUCAACGAUUUAACCGUCCUCCAAGACUACAACCAAUGCCUGAAAUGGGUCCAGAGAAGAUCGCCUUAUUUCAACGUCUCCAGCGUUAGACGGAUAUACGUUGGGGUGUAUCCAUUUGUGUUCGGAUUGGUGAACAACAAAGCUGGACUGAAGCAACAUAUGAAAGUUAUGUACAAUUUACAAAAGGCAUUGAAUGACGCUGACUGGGGGCGUCAAAUUAAGGUGGUCUUCGGGCAUUCUAGCGACGAGUUGAAGCCCAACAUAACGAAGCCUUCAGAGGCCGAGUUCCUCGACGAGAUCAAGCCGGAGAUGGAGGAGACAAUUCGCUUCCUCGAGCUGAACAGCGCCCCAUUUGUGUUGGACAUGAUCCCGCCACUCGAUUUGGAGAAGUACAAGUUGGACCCGAGCUUCGCCUUCGUGGGGGAGUCGACCCAAGUCAUCAAGGACGUGAACGGGGCCGUCUACACAAACAUCUUUGACUUCAUGCACGACGCCUUUGUCUGGGCUCUCAUCAAGCUCAAUGCGACCAAAGUCAAGACCAUCGUCGGCCAAGUUGGUUGGCCUAGCGACGGCUACACCCGCGGUAAUGCCUCCACCGUGGAGCGAUUCUUCAAAGGCCUACUCCCAUAUGUGUCGAGCAACAAGGGGACCCCGCUCCGCCGUGGGGCCCCCAUCGACACUUACGUCCAUGCACUUACCGACGAAAAUAAAAUGCCCAACAAUUUCAUGCGCCAUUUGGGGAUCUACCACUCCAACGGGAAACCUAAAUUCAAGAUCGACCUGAUGGGUUUAGGUCGGGAUAUUUACCCAUCAUCGGCCAAGGGGAUCAUGAGGAUGCCAGAGCGCUGGUGCGUCUUCAAUGGGAACCGGACAGACUACCCUAUGGUGGAACAGCAACUCAAACACGCCUGUAAGAACAGUGAUUGUAGUAGUGUAUCACCGGGCAGUUCUUGCGGCGACCUCAGUCCCAACGAGAUCAUAUCCUUCGCGUUCAACAUGUAUUUCCAGUUUAACUUUCAAGACGAGAGUGCUUGCCACUUUAACGGCCUAAGCUUCAUCACGGUCGAGAAUCCUUCAACGUCCAAGUGCAUGUUCCCUAUAGAAGUGGUCCGAGGCCAGCAAGAAAAUUACUCUAGACCAAUCCCCAAGGCCAAAGGAUACCAUCACAGCCCUAAUUGUGUUGUCUCUCUAUUUUUGGUUUCACUAUUGGGGGCAUUGUUUUGGAACUGAUAUGCAUCACACAUAGCAUGGAAGUUUUGCAUGUCUCGUCUGUUAUUUCAUCGCAUAUGCAAUGUGUAGAAUGACAUCACCAUAUUACAUGUAUGUAAUUUUUUUGAAAAAAUAUUCAUAGCAAUAAAAGGGAAACUUCAAAUA